This is a messenger RNA of Corylus avellana, 1685 nucleotides long. NCBI's taxonomy places the organism in Eukaryota, Viridiplantae, Streptophyta, Magnoliopsida, Fagales, Betulaceae. The record is from RefSeq and is a predicted model, not a curated record.
AAAACCAUUAACUUCCACAAAUAAGCGUCAACGAAUUGCAGAAAAAGUCAACAAACAUGACGAAGAGGAUUGCAGUUGUUACGGGGGCCAGCAAAGGGAUAGGAUUUGAAAUAUGUAAGCAGCUAGCUUCAAAUGGGGUGGAGGUGAUAUUAACUGCUAGAGAUGUGAAGAGGGGAAAUGAAGCUGUUGAAAAACUCAAUGCUGCUGGAUACUCCGAUGUGAUUUUUCAUCAACUUGAUGUGGGGGACAAGGCUAGCAUUUCUUCUUUUGCAAAUUUCAUCAAAACUCAAUUUGGGAAGCUUGACAUAUUGAUAAACAAUGCAGGGAUUGUUGGAUCCAUAGUCAACACAGAAGAUCAAGAGGGCUUAAAACAAGGGUAUGAUGAAGUUAUAGGUGGAAAUCGUCGAUCCUUGGAGAAAGUUUUCAAGCAAACAUUCGAAACUGCCACGGACUGUAUAAGAACAAAUUAUUAUGGGAUAAAGCUAGUGAGCAAAGAACUAAUUCCACUUCUUCAAUUAUCCAAUUCUGCAAGAAUAAUAAAUGUCUCCGCCUCCUUCGGACAGCUAAAGGUGGUGGAAGGGUUCCUAGAAGACGUCAAGGAGAAUUUGAUACAAGUCAAAGGCUGGCCGAAAAAUUUUUCUGCUUAUGCUGUCUCCAAGGCAGCUGUGAAUGCUUUUGCAAGGGUUCUUGCUAAGAAGUAUCCCAACAUUGCCAUUAACUCAGUUUGUCCUGGCUAUGUCAAGACAGAUUUGAAUACCAACACUGGGGUCUUGACUGUUGAAGAAGGAGCUAAAAGUCCUGUCAUGGUUGCUGUUGUUACGGGGGCCAACAAAGGGAUAGGAUUUGAAAUAUGUAAGCAGUUGGCUUCAAAUGGGAUCGGGGUGAUAUUAACUGCUAGAGAUGCGGAGAGGGGCAAUGAAGCUGUUGAAAAACUCAAGGCUGCUGGAUACUCCCGUGUGAUUUUUCAUCAACUUGAUGUGGUGGACAAGGCUACCAUUUCUUCUCUUGCAAAUUUCAUCCAAACCCAAUUUGGGAAGCUUGACAUACUGAUAAAUAAUGCAGGGAUUAACAGAUCCAUAAUCACAGCAGAUCUAGAGGAUCAAAAGAGCUUAAAACUAGGAUUUGAUAAAGGUGCAAAUCCCGGAUCCUUGGAGACAGUUUUUAAGCAAACUUACAAAACUGCCUUGGAUUGUCUAAGAACAAAUUAUUAUGGGAUGAAGCAAGUGAGCAAAGAACUAAUUCCACUUCUUGAAUUAUCCAAUUCUGCAAGAAUAAUAAAUGUCUCCUCCGCGAUAGGACAGUUAAAGCGUGUGUCAAAUGAGAAUGCAAGAAAGGAGCUAGAAGAUGUAGAUGGCCUCACAGAAGAGAAAGUGGACAAUGUGGUGGAAAGGUUCUUAGAAGACGCCAAGGAGAAUUUGAUAGAAACCAAAGGCUGGCCUGCAAAUUAUUCUGCUUAUAUUGUCUCCAAGGCAGCUCUGAAUGCAUACACAAGGGUUUUGGCUAAGAAGAACCCCAAAAUUGCCAUUAACGCAGUUUGUCCCGGCUUUGUCAAGACGGAUUUGAAUCACAACACCGGCGUCUUGACUGUUGAAGAAGGAGCUAAAGGUCCUGUCAUGCUGGCUUUGAUGCCUGAAGGUGGACCUUCCGGCCUAUUCUUUGCUAAGACGGAAGUGUCAACCUUUUAA